Molecule: messenger RNA, 942 nt
Organism: Arachis ipaensis
Lineage: Eukaryota; Viridiplantae; Streptophyta; Magnoliopsida; Fabales; Fabaceae
Source: RefSeq, a predicted model, not a curated record
AUGGAUGCGGUUGGCGACGAUGUCAACGUUGAUGAACUCAUAGAGUUAGAUUGGGGAGAAGAUAACAACGACAGUGAAGAGAAGUUUGAAGCCAACUAUGAAGUCGAUGACGAAAACGAUGACGGAGACUUAGCAGGCAAUCCGGCAGCACAAAAUGAGGCGCAUGCGAUUGUAAGUCAGCACUCCUUUGAUGUUCCGUCUUUUAUGCGGAUUCUGGACCUCGAAACCAUGCAUGUCCCAGAAUUUUCUCAGUAUGUAAAUAUCGGUGGAGGUAACACUGCGGCGGAAGAUGGCGAGUUUAGUGUUGGAAUGGAAUUUGGUUCCACAGAGUCAGUGAUAUCUGCAAUCAAAAGCUACACUAUCUCUAGAGGACUUGAUUACAUUUUGUAUGAGUCUGAACCGCAUACAUUCUAUGCGAAAUGCAAAGUUUAUGGUGCAGGGUGCGAUUGGCUUAUCCGAACUAGCUUGAUUCGAAAGAAGGGGUCUUGGGAGAUCAGGAGAUACAAUGGCAAGCACACGUGCACCAUGCACACGAUUUCACAAGAUCAUGCCAAGUUGGACUCGGACACAAUUGCAGAUGCCAUUAGGCCGUUGGUCGAAGCAGACCCGUCGAUAAAGGUGAAGUCUGUUAUUACAGAAGUUCAGUCCAGGUUCAACUACACUACUCUGCCAGUAUGGUUGAAAGCAAUGACUGCGAAGAUGCCGAGGUCUCGUGUUCAAAUAAAAAUGCUCCCCGUUUACCGUGAGAGUGAGGAGGUUCAAGCAUUCAGACACUGCAAGCCACUAGUACAGGUUGACAGCACGCACCUGUACAGAAAAUAUAAAGGUGCACUUCUGGUUGCGGUUGCACAAGAUGGGAACGAAAAUAUUGUGCCCAUUGUAUUUGCGAUAGUCGAGGGCGAGACGGCAGACGCAUGGAAGCUUUUCCUAACCAAUUUGUAG